AUAACGACUUAAACCCUAGAGAGAACGAGAGAGAGAGAGAGAGAGAGGGAGAGAGAGAGAGAAUGGCAGAUUGGGGGCCGGUGGUGAUCGCCGUGGUUCUGUUCGUUUUCCUGACGCCGGGGCUUCUUUUCCAGCUUCCAGGGAACGGCCGGGUAGUGGAGUUCGCCAACAUGCGAACAAGCGUCAUCUCCAUUCUUAUCCAUGCCGUUAUCUACUUUGCCCUAAUCACCAUCUUCCUCAUAGCCAUCGGCGUCCACAUCACCACCGGUUAGCGAUUAUCUCAUAUUCAUACUUCCAAGCCACAGUCCUUGUUUUCAAUCGCCUUAAUUAACCUUUCUUUUUUUCUUCUUUUUUUCAUUUCCCUUGUUCUUGUAAUAGGAAAAAUAU
Dendrobium catenatum is the source of this 387-nucleotide messenger RNA. RefSeq lists its product as uncharacterized. The transcript has a single exon. Bases 63 to 272 code for a protein of 69 amino acids. Lineage: Eukaryota; Viridiplantae; Streptophyta; Magnoliopsida; Asparagales; Orchidaceae. The record is from RefSeq and is a predicted model, not a curated record.